Molecule: messenger RNA, 912 nt
Organism: Humulus lupulus (European hop)
Lineage: Eukaryota; Viridiplantae; Streptophyta; Magnoliopsida; Rosales; Cannabaceae
Product: protein FATTY ACID EXPORT 2, chloroplastic-like
Exons: 3
Coding region: 49-768 (239 amino acids)
Cellular component (GO): membrane
Source: RefSeq, a predicted model, not a curated record
GGAGAAGUCAAAAUCAAGAAGGGACGAGAAACUUAAAAAAACACACACAUGGCAGAGGCGUUGUUUGGCGUUUCACAGACCUUUCUUCUGCUCCAACCCAAAAUCCGAUUCUCCUGCCUAACAAGCGGCAGAGUUCCGGCCCUGCAAUCGCGGUCGUUUAGAACUUCCUUUGGUGGCUCUAAUCUUCUCAGAGCUCACCAUCAUCAGAAGCUACUUUGCACUGCAGUCGUCUCUGACCCCAGAUCCUCUAACACCUUCACUGUCGACUCAGCGACCAAGGAGGUCGACAUUCAAUUGGAUUCCGGCGGUGGUGACGGGAACGGUUUCGGUGAUCGAGGCGACAGCGGCGGAGGCGGAGGCGGUGGUGGUGGAGGUGAUAAUAGUAACCCCAACGAGGGUGAGGGUGAAGGCGAAUCGCACGAAAAUAGCAAAAAUAAGAUGGCUUUGUCAAUGUCUCAGAAAUUAACUCUUGGGUAUGCUGCCCUUGUUGGAGUGGGUGGUCUUAUGGGCUAUUUAAAGAGUGGCAGCCAGAAGUCGUUGUUGGCAGGGGGAAUAUCAGCCACGCUACUCUAUUACGUUCAUACUCAGCUUCCCACUAACCCUGUGUUUGCAUCAUCUCUGGGACUUGGCUUGUCUGCUGCGUUACUGGUAGUGAUGGGUUCUCGUUUUAAGAAAUCAGGGAAGAUCUUUCCGGCUGGUGUCGUAUCCCUUGUCUCGUUUGUAAUGACUGGUGGCUACUUGCAUGGGAUCCUACGUAGUGCUCACUGAAAACUGCUUAAUGUAACUGGUGGUAGUGACUUGUCAAAGUGCUAUACUAAGCUAGUUUCUGUGAUCAGUGUUUUUGGCAUGUAGACUUGUUUUAAGGAAUAUCGUUUCUGUUGGAAUAAAUUUGUCUCGGCUCCUAUUGAUGAA